Molecule: messenger RNA, 1008 nt
Organism: Adineta ricciae
Lineage: Eukaryota; Metazoa; Rotifera; Eurotatoria; Adinetida; Adinetidae
Source: the annotation of a GenBank genome assembly
AUGUGGAAACUAUUCGGAUUGGCUGGAAAAACUCAAUCAAGAUCAGCUGGUGGUGAUGACGAUUCGUGUGACCCUUCGGCAGAGGAUUCUGAUACAUAUAAACUCACGUUGAGAAUUAUCUCUGUAUUUGUCCUUCUUGUCCUAUCCCUGCUCGGUGCUUCUCUUGCGAUUAUCUCGUCCCGAGUGAAACGUCUGCACAUUAAUCCUGUGAUAAUCAACACAGGCAAAUUUUUCGGGACAGGAGUCAUUUUGGCAACAGGACUCAUACACAUGCUACCAUCAGCCACAGAAGCACUCACCGAUUCCUGUCUAUCAGAAGAUUGGAGAGCUUACGGAGCAUAUGCAGGUCUUUUUGCUAUGUUGGCUAUACUUGCCAUGCAGCUUAUCGAAUUUUUUGCUCAUCACCAAUUACAUCGAGGAUCGAACAAAGCCGAUCCACAACCAGCUGAAGCGCCUGUCGAACAUUGUGGGGAAGAAGCAGGUCAUAGUCAUGGUUUAUCGCUUCUACAAGAAAGUUAUAAUCAUAAGGUGAGCACCUACCUGCUCGAAUUCGGUGUCGCUCUCCAUUCGGUUCUCAUUGGUGUGGCAUUAGGCACUGAAAAUGGUUCAACUUUUGUUGCUCUCUUCAUUGCACUCUGUUUUCAUCAGUUCUUCGAAGCGAUCGCGCUCGGAGCACAGAUUUCACGGUUGAAUAUUAAGUCCAUCGUGCCAGCCAUCUUUAUGAUUAUCUUUUUCACUUUAACCACACCGGUAGGUAUUGCUAUUGGUAUUGGAAUUCAUUUCGGUACGUACAAUCCAAAGUCAGUAGCCGCAUUGAUGGUGAAUGGAGUGUUGGAUUCAGUAUCAGCUGGCAUUUUGAUUUACGUGGCACUGGUCAAUCUAAUGGCUGCAGAGAUGGGUGUUGGAGCACAUGCAUUUUUUGCUUUGAAAAAACGAUUCAAAGUUUUAUAUUUUGCUGCAUUGUAUCUUGGUGCGGCUCUCAUGGCCGUUAUUGGACGUUGGGCAUAA